UAUCCGGCUUUUUUAACGAAGCAUAUGAAUUGAUUUCACGAAAACUUUGUCUGCACGUGCCUGAGCCGCAUAUCUUGUUAUUCGCAUUUGUGACAGUGUCAAUUUAUUCACUUGAAAUAAGAUUACUUUAAAACAUGGGCGACCCAAAUUCAGACGAUGAAAGCGGUUCUGGAUCCGGUUCCAGUCGAAGUGGAAGCCGUAGCCGUAGCGUCACACCGCAACGCAGUGCACCAGGUUCGCCUCGCAGCCAUAAGUCGGGCAGUGGCAGUGAUCGUUCACGCUCUGGAUCGAGAACCUCGCGUUCGCGCUCUGGCUCAGGCUCGCCGCAUAGUCCACGCUCCGGCUCCGCAGCCAGUCGACGCUCGCGCUCGGGCUCGGCUCAUAGUCCACGCUCUGCAUCUCCACACAGCCAGCACUCCGGCUCACCUGAUAGCAAGCGUUCUCAUUCUCGUUCCCGUUCUCGUUCCCAUUCACGUUCCCGCAGCGGCACACCCCAUAGCAAGCACAGUGGCACGCCCCAUAGCAAGCGCAGUGGCAACGAGGACUCCCGUUCUAACUCCCCCAACCUGCAAAUCGAUGAUCAACGUGCCAAUUCAAAGAGCAAAAGCCGCAGUCGCAGUGGCAGUCGUACUUCCCGAUCUAAGUCUAGAUCUCGUUCUCGUUCACACUCCCGCUCCAAGUCGGGCACACCUCAUUCGGGUCGCACCUCACGUAGCCGAAGUGGCUCCGCUUCUGGAUCGGGUAGUGAUAUUGGCGUGCCCAAGAAGAAGCCGCGUCGUCAAAGCAAUUCUGAUAACGAAAAACCUGAUGGCGACAACACAUCGCCCUCAAAAGCAAAGAAGGCUCGGCUGAUUGACUCUGAUAGCGAUGAGGACGAACCGCCUAAAACAGCGCCUGCCGCAUCUGAUAUUUUUGGUGAUGCGGACGACAUCAGUGACGACGAGGACACAGCGACCGCCGUGCGCAAAUCCCCAGCAGGCAGCUUGGCUCGGUCGCGCAGCCGUAGUAAGAGUAAAUCGCGUUCACGCAGUGGCUCAGUAAGCCGAUCACGUAGUCGUUCUCGCUCACGCUCUCGCGACGCAGAGCCGCGUCAAGCCGUGCCCAAGGAAGAUGAACCAGAACCGUUGCCAGAGACGCGCAUUGAUGUAGAGAUACCGCGCAUAUCUGCCGAUCUGGGCAAAGAACAACAUUUCAUUAAGUUGCCCAAUUUCUUGUCUGUGGUCACACAUCCCUUCGAUCCGGAGACAUACGAGGACGAAAUCGACGAAGAGGAGACCAUGGACGAGGAGGGCCGGCAGCGUAUCAAGCUCAAGGUUAGCAACACCAUCCGUUGGCGUGAGUAUAUGAAUAACAAGGGCGAAAUGGUGCGUGAAUCAAAUGCGCGUUUCGUGCGCUGGUCCGAUGGCAGCAUGAGCCUGCAUCUGGGCAACGAGAUCUUCGAUGCGUAUCGUCAGCCGCUGGUGGGCGAUCACAACCAUUUAUUCAUCCGUCAGGGCACAGGUCUGCAGGGUCAGUCUGUGUUCCGGACCAAGCUAACCUUCCGGCCGCAUUCAACUGAGUCGUUCACACACAAGAAGAUCACCAUGUCGCUGGCGGAUCGAUCGACCAAGACGAGCGGCAUUAAGAUACUCACGCAGGUGGGCAAAGAUCCCACCACAGAUCGCUACUCGCAACUAAAGGAGGAGGAGGCCAAACUGCGCUUGGCCAUGCGCACCCAACACAAGGCGCAGCCCAAGAAGAAAAAGGCUGGGGCCGGCGAACCACUCAUUGGUGGCGGCGGCAACUCGUCAUAUCAGCACGACGACGGCAGCGACGAUGAGAAUGCAAUCAGUUUAAGCGCCAUCAAAAAUCGUUACAAAAAGGGCGGCAGCGGCGGCCAGGCGGAGCCAAAGGCCUCAACCAUUUACUCCUCAGACGAAGACGAGGGCUCGGACUUUGAGGCGCGACGCAGCAAGAAGGUAAACAAGGCAAAGGCCAGCAAAGCACUGCGCGACUCCGACAGCGAAUCUGACGCCGGCAGUGGCAAAAGCAACGACCGCGCUGCAGGCGCCAACAGUCGCAGCGGCAGCGGCAGUGGCAGUGGCAGCGACAACGAAAGCCGUAAGUCAGGCAGCGGCAGUGGCAGCGGUUCCGGUUCCGGCAGUGGCAGUGGCAGUGGAAGCGGCAGCGACAAUGAAUAGUUUUUGAAUGAAAGAAUGAGAAAUUGAGUGUUCCAUAAUAUGUAUAAGCAUUAUGGAAUCCUGAACACUAGGUUAAAUAUCUGUUUCAA
This is a messenger RNA of Drosophila arizonae, 2269 nucleotides long. It is a transcript of the gene Atu, whose product is annotated as Another transcription unit. Gene Ontology annotation, biological process: transcription elongation by RNA polymerase II; positive regulation of transcription elongation by RNA polymerase II. Gene Ontology annotation, molecular function: RNA polymerase II C-terminal domain phosphoserine binding. Gene Ontology annotation, cellular component: Cdc73/Paf1 complex; nucleus. NCBI's taxonomy places the organism in Eukaryota, Metazoa, Arthropoda, Insecta, Diptera, Drosophilidae. The record is from RefSeq and is a predicted model, not a curated record.